CUCUUGCUCUGCCCCAAACCCCAUCCCAACCCCCUCUAAAAGAAAAAAUACAAUUUUUUCCUCUGUUUCUUUAAUCCAAUAAAAAAACAGAGAGACCUAAGAAACGAGAUCAAACCCUCCCUUCGUGUUUCUCGAGGAGAAAAGUGGAUUGACCCCUUUAAGACAAUAAAUCUAUUGGCCGGAGAAAUGGUGGAGACUCGUCGAAUCUCUUAAAAAAAUUUUUUUUUUUCUCUUCCGUCUCUGCAAAAUUUUUGUUCUGUUUAUGCUCUGUAAUGGCGUUUUAGUUAGUACCCAGAAGCAGAGAGUGAAGCAAUUUUGAAAGUAAGGUCUUUGUUUUGCUUUCCGUGUGAGAGAUAUGGCGGUUUCAGAGCAGAGUCAAGACGUGUUUCCAUGGCUUAAAUCGUUGCCGGUUGCUCCAGAGUUUCGACCUACUCUAGCAGAGUUCCAAGAUCCGAUCGCUUACAUUUUUAAGAUUGAAGAAGAAGCUUCUAAGUACGGAAUCUGCAAAAUUUUGCCUCCACUGCCUCCUCCUUCCAAGAAAACCUCGAUUUCUAACCUCAACCGUUCUCUGGCGGCUCGAGCGGUGGGGAGGGUUCGUGACGGAGGCUUCGGCGCGUGUGAUUAUGACGGCGGUCCCACAUUCGCCACGCGGCAACAGCAGAUCGGGUUUUGCCCCAGGAAGCAGCGUCCGGUGCAGAGACCCGUGUGGCAGAGUGGUGAGGAGUACUCUUUUGGUGAGUUCGAGUUUAAAGCUAGGAGCUUUGAGAAGAAUUAUCUCAAGAAAUGUGGCAAAAAGAGUCAACUCUCUCCGCUAGAAAUCGAAACCCUUUACUGGAGAGCCUCAGUGGAUAAACCCUUCUCUGUUGAGUAUGCCAAUGACAUGCCUGGCUCGGCUUUUAUCCCUCUGAGUCUGGCAGCUGCGAGGAGGAGAGAGUCUGGUGGUGAUGGAGGAACGGUGGGUGAGACGGCUUGGAACAUGAGGGCAAUGGCUAGAGCCGAAGGAUCAUUGCUUAAGUUCAUGAAGGAAGACAUUCCUGGAGUUACAUCUCCAAUGGUUUAUAUUGCUAUGAUGUUUAGUUGGUUUGCUUGGCAUGUCGAGGAUCAUGACCUUCAUAGUCUUAAUUACUUGCAUAUGGGGGCCAGUAAGACUUGGUAUGGCGUGCCAAAGGAGGCUGCUCCGGCUUUUGAGGAGGUGGUUAGGGUUCAUGGUUAUGGUGGAGAGCUCAAUCCUCUUGUGACAUUUUCUACUCUUGGUGAGAAGACAACUGUGAUGUCUCCAGAAGUAUUUGUUAAAGCUGGAAUACCAUGUUGCAGGUUAGUGCAAAAUCCUGGAGAGUUUGUCGUCACCUUUCCAGGAGCUUAUCAUUCGGGGUUUAGUCAUGGAUUCAAUUUUGGAGAAGCAUCUAAUAUUGCAACUCCCCAGUGGUUGACAAUGGCGAAAGAUGCUGCCAUCCGAAGAGCUGCAAUAAAUUACCCUCCAAUGGUUUCUCAUCUCCAGCUACUUUAUGACUUUGCAUUGGCUCUAGGUUCUAGAGUGCCAACAAGCAUCAACACCAACCCACGGAGUUCUAGAUUGAAAGAUAAGAAAAGAAGCGAAGGAGAAAGAUUGACCAAAAAGCUAUUUGUUGAAAACAUUAUCCGCAACAAUGAAUUGCUCUCUUCUCUUGGAAAAGGAUCCCCAGUGGCCCUUCUCCCACAGAGUUCCUCAGAUAUAUCAGUUUGUUCUGACCUGCGAAUUGGAUCCGAUUUGACAACUAACCAGGACAACCCAAUCCAAUUAAAGUCUGAGGACUUUAGCUCUGAUAGUGUUAUGGUCGGUCUCGAUAACGGUUUAAAGGAUACAGUUUCAGUGAAAGAAAAGUUUACAUCUUUAUGUGAAAGGAACAGAAAUCAUUUGGCAAGCAGGGAGAAUGAAACUCAAGGAACUCUGUCUGAGGCUGAAAGGAGGGAAAAAGGUGGAGCUGUUUGGCUUUCGGAUCAGAGGCUUUUCUCUUGUGUUACAUGCGGAGUCUUAAGUUUUGAUUGUGUAGCUAUUAUUCAACCUAGAGAAGCAGCAGCUAGAUAUAUCAUGUCUGCAGAUAGUAGCUUCUUCAAUGAUAGGAAAGCUGUUUCUGAAUCUGCAAACCUUGGUCAGGCUGCAAGAUCACAUCAUCCACAAAGCAUGGAAAAGCAUGAUGUAGAUUACUUCUCCAAUGUUUCUGUUCAGACUGGCCAUCAAAGAACUUCAACAACUUCCCAAACAAAUGCGCAAAAAGAUAAUGGUUCUCUUGGGCUGUUGGUUUCAGCAUAUGGAGACUCUUCUGAUUCCGAGGAAGAAGAUAACAGAGGCUUAGAUGCCUCUACUUCGGAAGGGGAAAGAAAAAAGUAUGAUCAAGAAAGUGCAUUUAAAGCAUCAUCUUUUGAUACAGAUGACAAUGAGGUGGCUAGAGAUGGUCGGACUUCUGAUUUUAACAGCCAGAGUCUUAUCGGCAAACAAAAUAGUUUAAGCAAAGGCGAUAAUUCAUCACUUCUGGAUAUAACUUUACCAUUUGUUCCAAGAUCUGAUGAAGAUCCCUGUCGAUUACACGUGUUUUGUCUUGAGCAUGCUGCGGAAGUGGAACAGCAACUUCGUGCUAUUGGGGGGAUUCACAUAAUGUUACUAUGCCAUCCAGAGUAUCGAAGGAUAGAGGCUGAAGCAAAAAUAGUUGCCGAGGAGCUUGCCAUCAAUCACGAAUGGAAUGAUACUGAAUUCAGGAAUGUGACCCGAGAGGAUGAGGAAACAAUUCAGGCAGCGUUGGAUAAUGUUGAAGCUAAGGGUGGGAACAGCGAUUGGACCGUAAAGUUGGCUAUUAAUCUUUCUUACAGCGCUAUUCUCAGUCACUCGCCUCUGUACAGUAAGCAGAUGCCUUACAACUCCGUCAUAUACAAUGUGUUCGGUCGUAGCUCUCCGGCAAUAAGCUCACUCUCGAAGCCCGAAGUUUCUGGUAAAAGAUCUUCCAGACAGAGAAAAUAUGUUGUUGGGAAAUGGUGUGGUAAGGUUUGGAUGUCGCAUCAGGUGCAUCCCUUUUUGCUGGAGGACUUAGAGGGGGAAGAAGAAAGAAGUUGCCAUCUCCGAACUGCCAUGGAUGAGGAUGUCACUGGAAAGAGAUUGUUUCCUUGUAAUGUUUCUAGAGAUGCAGCCACAAUGUUUGGAAGAAAGUAUUGUAGGAAGAGAAAGGUAAGAGCAAAGGCUGUGCCACGCAAGAAGCUUACUUCUUUUAAGAGGGAAGAUGGAGUUUCUGAUGACACAUCGGAAGAUCAUUCUUAUAAGCAGCAAUGGAGGGCUUCUGGGAAUGAGGAAGAGUCUUAUUUUGAGACAGGGCACACGGCAUCUGGUGAUUCGUCAAAUCAAAUGUCUGAUCAGCGCAAGGAGAUUGUCAGACAUAAAGGUUAUAAUGUAUUUAAGUCAGAUGACGAGGUUUCAGACCGUUCACUUGGAGAAGAAUAUUCUGUAAGGGAAUGUGCAGUUUCAGAAAGCUCAAUGGAGAAUGGCUUUCAGCCAUAUAGAGAGAAGCAGUCAAUGUAUGAUCGUGAUGAUGAUGAUGAUGAUAUGUACAAGCACCCUAGGGAGAUUCCAAGGAGCAAACGGACUAAAGUUUUUAGGAAUCCAGUCUCAUAUGAUUCAGAAGAAAAUGGUGUUUAUCAGCAAAGGGGAAGAGUAUCCAGAAGUAGUAGGCAAGCUAAUCGAAUGGGUGGUGAGUAUGAUUCAGCAGAGAAUUCUUUCGAGGAGCUAGACUUUUGCAGUACAGGGAAAAGGCAAACAAGGUCCACAGCCAAACGUAAAGCAAAAACCAAGUCAGUUCAGAGUCCGAGAGACGCAAAAGGUCGCACUUUGCAAGAAUUUGCAUCUGGGAUGAAGACUGAAGAAUUGGAUUCAUUCAUGGAGGGACCUAGCACACGGCUUAGGAUGAGAAAUCAAAAGCCGUCAAGAGGGUCUUCAGAAUCAAAACCAAAGAAGAUUGGUAAGAAGAGAAGUAGUAAUGCUUCCUUUGCCAGAGUUGCAAGUGAAGAAGAUGUGCAGGAAGAUGAAGAAGCGGAGAAUGAGGAAGAGGAAUGCACGGGGUACCAAUGUGACAUGGAGGGCUGCACAAUGAGUUUCACUUCAGAAAAACAGUUGGCUUUGCAUAAAAGAAAUAUAUGCCCUGUUAGAGGCUGUGGUAAAAGCUUCUUUUCACACAAGUAUUUGGUUCAACACCAGCGUGUUCACUCAGACGACCGUCCUCUGAAAUGUCCAUGGAAAGGGUGUAAGAUGACGUUCAAGUGGGCUUGGUCUAGAACCGAACACAUAAGGGUGCACACAGGCGCUAGGCCUUAUGUUUGUGCUGAACCGGGUUGUGGUCAGACAUUCCGGUUUGUCUCAGAUUUUAGCCGGCAUAAGAGGAAGACUGGUCAUUCAGUUAAAAAGACGAAGAAAAGGUAACUUAGGCUCUAACAUGGAAUCUACCAUGAAGAGAUAACUCCAUUGAUCUAUUAGAAGAAAAUUGGAUUGUAGGGAUUUUAGGGGUUUUCUAAGUAAGUAUGUCUCUCUGGUUCUUUUGUCUGUUUAGGAUUAUUCAGUCGUAAGUCUUUAACAUUUGGAAGAGCCAUUGUUUGUUGCAGACGUUUCACUUUAAGACAUAUUCUCUCUUUGUUGGUGAACGAAAAAAUAAUGAGUUCAUAUUUUUCUUCUUGGCUUUUGUUAAGUUAAGGAGAUAAUUUUAUGAUGAGACUUUUUAUUUUCUUGA
Camelina sativa (false flax) is the source of this 4742-nucleotide messenger RNA. Lineage: Eukaryota; Viridiplantae; Streptophyta; Magnoliopsida; Brassicales; Brassicaceae. The record is from RefSeq and is a predicted model, not a curated record.